GCUCAUUUGAAAGAAGAAUAUCGGGCGUGGUGUCCAACUGAUAGCCAACCAUGUUAGAAUGAGCUUUAGCUCGAGGAUAAGGUUGCUCAGAAGCGAGCUGUUAUCCUGAAGAAAUCUUCAGCUUAAUCUCCAGGUUACCGAUAGAGCGAGAGACAAUGUCUGAGGUUGCUGGUUUUGUUUCGAAAUUCGGAACCAUUACAAGCGGGGACCUGCGCCAAACCAUCACCACAACAAGAACAAGACCAAUCAGAAGCAGUAGGCAUUCCGUCAAACGACCGCCGCCGUCCGCUCCCAGAAUCAUAGCCGCCGGUUCCAGAAGUCACGACGCCGGCCACACCCAGCCGCAGCAACAGCUUGGCAGCAGCAGCAGAAGGAGCGGCAAAGCUCCACGGCGGUUGAUCACGAUAUCGACGGGGAACGGGAGGUGGAAUGGGGAAUGGAGCUGUGACUACUUGUUCACUUUUAGGGACCUCGGCCUCCAAGAUUUGAUCCAGGACGCUGUUGAGCAGAAAGAUGCCACCGUCUCUGUUAAGCUAUGUGUUGAGAAGCACGCGAGCUUUGGAUUCUCAGUGGACGGAAUCAUCAUCACUUCCUUCACCAAGAAAUGCAUCAGCUGCAAUUCCCCUUACUCCACACAGAUUGAUACGAAUGUGAACGUGUGGGUUCUGCCCUCAAGUAGACAGAAGCACGACAGAGGUCCAAUGGAUGAAUUUCCACUCAUUGGAGGGGACGACCCUUCUGUUAUCUACGUGAAGCCAGGUCACGAAGCCGAUCUUGACUCAUUGGUAAGGGAUGCAGUCCGUUUAGCCAUUUCUGUUAAGGUAUCAUCCCUCCGCAGAAGCUAAGCUAAGCUAAGCUAUAACUCCCUCCCUACUUUAUUAUCGGUAAGGACUCUAGACACGAGCUUGCGCGCGUUGAUGUUGUACUCCUUGAUGCAGGAUACAUCGGAUACAUGUUCGGAUCGUUGUGAGAAAACACAGCCCAAAUUACACUAUAUUGGGAAGCAGAACCCGGUUGGUGUUGACAAGAGAUGGGCGAGGCUUUUGCAGCUCAAGAGUCAACCAAGUACGUGAUAUACAGAAGAGGCGAGGAUUUUUGGAAGUGGCUGCUAGCCUGCUACUGCUAUGCCUCCUUAGGGGUUCUCCUUCCUAAGCACAUAGAACUUUGAAGAGAUCGAUCACCACUGAAACUCAAGGUGUGUUACAGAUUGUUGUCAUGUUGUAGAAAUAAGGGGAUGGUCGUUGUAUAGGUCUGAAACCCCUGUUGUAUUCUAAAAUUCUCUAUACAGACUUCUAUUCUAUGACUAUGCAUACCAAGGUUCCUAGAUAUCCCAGGUGCAUCUUACUAUCUCCCAACAUUACUUAUACAUCAAUCUCCCACAUUUCACAGCUCAUAGUUAUACAAGUUACUAUCGACAUUAAUGUAGAUGAAUUUCUAAAAUUGUACCAAGUAAUUUUUAGAAAUAUUUUGUUAGUAAAAGGAAAUCGUAAAUGAUUCCACGUGCUUUAUUCAAGAUCAUGUAGGAUGUUUGCUAUGAACCUGUGUAUUUGCUUCAUUAUCGUGGCGAAGUUUAGAGGAGCAGUAGAAAUGCUUUCAGUUGGCUUGAGAUGCUGCACAUAGAAGAAC
Linum tenue is the source of this 1626-nucleotide messenger RNA. The record is from the annotation of a GenBank genome assembly. NCBI's taxonomy places the organism in Eukaryota, Viridiplantae, Streptophyta, Magnoliopsida, Malpighiales, Linaceae.